Drosophila suzukii is the source of this 292-nucleotide messenger RNA. RefSeq lists its product as uncharacterized. The record is from RefSeq and is a predicted model, not a curated record. Lineage: Eukaryota; Metazoa; Arthropoda; Insecta; Diptera; Drosophilidae.
AGAGCCAAGACACCUUCCUUGAGUUCGAAGCGUAGACCAGCGGAGAUGAUUGCCACAACGGUGUGUUUUUACCUGGUACUGUUGGCCAUACUAAUGGCGUUCCUGUCCCCCUCGGCAGAUGGUUGCUUCAUCCUGUUGGCAUGCCUGUUGAGGUCCCCUUACUGUCCAUACAACACCACGGCGUCUGGAUAAUAGCGAAUAUAUUUUAUUGUUGCCCCUUCCCACGCCGAAUAAAUACAAUUUUGCUUUAAAUAAACAUAUCUAAUCCCAAUAAAUGUAUAUAAGUCUCUUU